AUGGCUUCAGCUAAAUGCCCCAUGAGAGAGUCCAAUGUCGGCGGCGGCGGCACUCGCAACCGCGACUGGUGGCCCAAUGACCUGAGACUCAACAUCCUCCGCCAGCACACUGCUGUCUCCAACCCCAUGGACAAGGACUUCAACUACGCACAAGCCUUCAAGAGCUUGGACUAUGAAGCAGUCAAGAAGGAUCUCCAUGCCCUAAUGACAGACUCUCAGGACUGGUGGCCGGCAGACUUUGGUCACUAUGGCGGUCUCUUCAUUCGAAUGGCCUGGCACAGUGCCGGUACCUACCGUGUUGCCGAUGGCCGCGGAGGAGGUGGCCAAGGUCAACAGCGCUUUGCCCCCCUCAACAGCUGGCCCGACAAUGUCAGCUUGGACAAGGCACGCCGCUUGCUUUGGCCCAUCAAACAGAAGUACGGUAACAAGAUCUCGUGGGCCGACCUGAUGCUCCUCACUGGCAAUGUCGCCCUCGAAUCCAUGGGCUGCAAGACCUUUGGCUUUGCUGGUGGCCGCCCGGACACGUGGGAGGCUGACGAGUCCGCCUACUGGGGUGGCGAGACCACUUGGCUAGGCAAUGACAUUCGCUACGGCCAAGGUCACACCGGGAUUGAGGGCGAGGGCGUCGUCGAUUCUGAUGAACAUAAAAAAGACCACAAGGACAUCCACACCCGUGAUUUGGAGAAUCCGCUCGCAGCCUCACAUAUGGGCUUGAUCUAUGUCAACCCGGAAGGCCCGGACGGCGUUCCCGACCCUGUCGCUGCCGCUCGAGACAUCCGCACCACCUUUGGCCGCAUGGCGAUGAACGAUGAGGAAACCGUUGCCCUGAUUGCUGGUGGCCACUCCUUCGGCAAGACACACGGCGCCGCUCCUUCCGAGAACGUCGGCAAGGAGCCAGAGGACGCUCCCCUGGAGCAAAUGGGACUUGGAUGGGCCAACAAAUAUGGUUCCGGCAAGGGUCCUGACACCAUUACCAGCGGUAUCGAAGUCACCUGGACCGGGACCCCGACAAAAUGGAGCAACAACUUCCUCACUUAUCUCUUCAAAUAUGAAUGGGAGCUCACCAAGAGUCCCGCUGGCGCCAACCAGUGGGUUGCAAAGACGGAUGACUUGAUCAUUCCAGAUGCGUAUGACACCAACAAGAAGCACAGGCCAACCAUGUUGACAACCGACCUUUCCCUCCGCUUCGAUCCGGCAUAUGAGAAGAUCUCGCGCCGUUUCCUCGAGAACCCGGAUCAACUGCACGACGCUUUCUCCCGUGCCUGGUUCAAACUCUUGCACCGUGAUAUGGGUCCACGGUCCCGCUGGCUCGGUCCCGAGAUCCCGUCCGAGGUCCUCAUUUGGGAAGACCCUCUCCCACCCGCCAACCAUCCCAUCAUCGAUGAAUCGGACAUUACUAGCCUGAAACAAAAGAUUCUGGCCACCGGUAUUAAAUCUGCCGAGCUGAUCACUACUGCCUGGGCAUCGGCUUCAACCUUCCGCGGCAGCGAUAAGCGUGGCGGCGCCAAUGGUGCUCGCAUUCGUCUCGCUCCCCAGAACAAGUGGAAAGCAAACAACCCUCAAACGCUGAGCCAAGUGCUGGGCGCCUUGGAGAGGGUGCAACAGGAAUUCAACAGCUCUGCAAGCGGUGGCAAGAAGGUAUCGCUAGCCGAUCUCAUCGUCCUGGCAGGUUGCGCGGCUGUUGAGAAAGCCGCUGGCAUCCCUGUUCCCUUCACUCCUGGCCGCACAGAUGCUACCCAGGAGCAAACCGAUGUUGAAUCUUUCGAACACCUUGAGCCUUUGGUUGAUGGAUUCCGCAACUAUGGCAAGGGAACAUCCCGUGCCCGAACUGAGCACUUCCUUGUCGACAAGGCACAACUGCUGAAUCUUUCUGCUCCCGAAAUGACAGUGCUGGUUGGCGGCCUUCGUGCUCUGAAUGCCAACUGGGAUGGGUCUUCGUACGGUGUCUUUACCAAGCGCCCCGGCCAAUUGACCCCCGACUUCUUCACCAACCUCCUCGACAUGGGCACCGCCUGGAAGGUGGCCAGUAACGACGAGGAACUCUAUGAGGGCUUCGACCGCAAGACCGGCGAGAAGAAGUGGACUGGCACCCGCAGUGAUCUUGUCUUCGGUUCACAUGCUGAGUUACGUGCGAUUAGCGAGGCGUAUGCUAGCGCUGGCAACGAGGAGAAAUUUGUCAGGGACUUUGUGGCAGCUUGGAAUAAGGUGAUGAACCUGGACCGCUUUGAUGUCGCAUCCCUUCAGGAUCCUGCAAAAGCGCGUCUAUAA
Molecule: messenger RNA, 2268 nt
Organism: Cladophialophora psammophila CBS 110553
Lineage: Eukaryota; Fungi; Ascomycota; Eurotiomycetes; Chaetothyriales; Herpotrichiellaceae
Product: catalase-peroxidase
Exons: 1
Coding region: 1-2268 (755 amino acids)
Biological process (GO): cellular response to hydrogen peroxide; hydrogen peroxide catabolic process
Cellular component (GO): cytosol
Molecular function (GO): heme binding; catalase activity
Source: RefSeq, a predicted model, not a curated record